Messenger RNA from Egretta garzetta (little egret), 6369 nucleotides. RefSeq names its product PDS5 cohesin associated factor A (gene PDS5A). Bases 48 to 4217 code for a protein of 1389 amino acids. Gene Ontology annotation, biological process: DNA repair; mitotic sister chromatid cohesion. The record is from RefSeq and is a predicted model, not a curated record. Gene Ontology annotation, cellular component: chromatin; nucleus. Lineage: Eukaryota; Metazoa; Chordata; Aves; Pelecaniformes; Ardeidae. The transcript has 34 exons.
CGGUAGAGGAUUGUGGAGAAGGAAAGUUUAUAACCAGCAGCACCAGGAUGGACUUCCCGGCUGCCCAACCAAAACCUGCUGCCGAUGGUAAAAUCAUCUACUAUCCUCCUGGAGUGAAGGAGAUUACGGACAAAAUUACCAACGAUGAGGUGGUUAAACGGUUAAAGAUGGUGGUAAAAACCUUCAUGGAUAUGGACCAGGACUCGGAGGAUGAGAAGCAGCAGUAUCUCCCAUUAGCCUUGCACCUUGCAUCUGAAUUCUUCCUCAGGAAUCCCAAUAAAGAUGUACGCCUCCUUGUAGCAUGUUGCUUGGCUGAUAUCUUUCGUAUAUAUGCUCCUGAAGCUCCAUAUACUUCCCAUGACAAACUUAAGGACAUAUUCUUGUUUAUUACAAGACAAUUAAAAGGCUUGGAGGACACGAAGAGCCCUCAAUUUAACAGAUACUUCUACUUGUUAGAGAAUUUAGCUUGGGUUAAAUCUUACAACAUCUGCUUUGAGUUGGAAGAUUGCAAUGAAAUUUUUAUUCAGCUUUUUAGGACUCUUUUUUCAGUUAUCAAUAAUAGCCACAACCAGAAGGUACAAAUGCAUAUGCUGGAUUUGAUGAGUUCUAUCAUCAUGGAAGGCGAUGGAGUAACUCAGGAGCUGCUGGACUCCAUUUUGAUUAACCUCAUUCCUGCACACAAGAACCUUAAUAAACAAGCAUUUGAUCUUGCAAAAGUCCUGUUGAAAAGGACCGUCCAGACCAUUGAGCCAUGUAUUGCCAACUUUUUUAACCAGGUUCUGGUACUGGGAAAGUCUUCAGUAAGUGACUUAUCAGAACAUGUGUUUGACUUGAUACAAGAGCUUUUUGCCAUAGAUCCUCACUUACUGCUGUCUGUCAUGCCACAGCUUGAGUUCAAGCUGAAGAGCAAUGAUGGAGAAGAACGUUUGGCUGUUGUUCGACUUCUGGCUAAACUCUUUGGCUCCAAAGAUUCUGAUCUGGCCACGCAAAAUCGUCCUCUUUGGCAGUGCUUUCUUGGGCGGUUCAAUGAUAUCCAUGUCCCUGUGAGAUUAGAGAGUGUGAAAUUCGCCAGUCAUUGUUUAAUGAACCAUCCAGACUUAGCAAAAGACCUCACUGAGUAUUUGAAGGUUAGAUCACAUGACCCAGAAGAAGCCAUUCGACAUGAUGUUAUUGUUACAAUUAUUACUGCGGGCAAGAGAGAUCUUUCUUUAGUCAAUGACCAGCUGCUUGGCUUUGUAAGGGAAAGAACGCUAGACAAACGGUGGCGAGUAAGAAAAGAAGCUAUGAUGGGUCUUGCCCAGCUAUACAAGAAGUAUUGUCUUCAUGCCGAGGCUGGAAAAGAUGCUGCAGAGAAAGUGAGCUGGAUAAAGGAUAAACUUUUGCACAUAUAUUAUCAAAAUAGCAUUGAUGACAAAUUACUGGUAGAGAAAAUCUUUGCUCAGUAUCUCGUUCCACACAAUUUGGAAACGGAAGAGCAGUGCUUGUACUAUUUGUAUGCUAGCUUGGAUCCGAAUGCUGUCAAAGCACUGAAUGAGAUGUGGAAGUGCCAGAACAUGCUAAGAAGUCACGUACGAGAAUUACUAGACUUGCAUAAGCAGCCCACUUCAGAAGCAAACAGUGCUGCCAUGUUUGGAAAGCUGAUGACCAUAGCAAAAAACCUUCCAGAUCCUGGCAAAGCGCAAGAUUUUGUGAAGAAAUUCAAUCAGGUUCUGGGUGACGAUGAGAAACUUCGGUCCCAGCUUGAGCUGUUAAUUAGCCCUACGUGUUCUUGUAAACAGGCAGAUGUCUGUGUGAGGGAGAUAGCCCGGAAACUUGCAAAUCCUAAGCAGCCAACAAAUCCUUUUCUGGAAAUGGUAAAAUUUCUUUUGGAAAGAAUUGCCCCUGUACAUAUUGACUCAGAAGCCAUUAGUGCACUAGUAAAACUAAUGAAUAAAUCCAUAGAGGGGACAGCUGACGAUGAAGAGGAGGGUGUAAGUCCUGAUACUGCUAUUCGUGCAGGACUUGAACUUCUCAAGGUUCUGUCCUUUACACAUCCUACCUCGUUCCACUCUGCAGAGACCUAUGAGUCUCUGCUGCAGUGCCUCAGGAUGGAAGAUGAUAAGGUAGCUGAGGCAGCCAUUCAGAUUUUCAGAAACACGGGUCACAAAAUAGAAACAGACCUGCCACAGAUAAGAUCAACACUAAUUCCGAUUUUGCAUCAGAAAGCAAAAAGAGGCACUCCUCAUCAGGCAAAACAAGCUGUUCACUGUAUACAUGCCAUAUUUUCAAAUAAAGAAGUACAACUUGCACAGAUCUUUGAGCCUCUUAGUAGAAGUUUGAAUGCUGAUGUACCAGAACAACUUAUAACUCCAUUAGUCUCAUUGGGUCAUAUUUCUAUGUUGGCUCCAGACCAGUUUGCUUCUCCAAUGAAAUCUGUUGUAGCAAAUUUCAUUGUGAAAGAUCUCCUAAUGAAUGACAGGUCAACAGGUGAGAAAAAUGGAAAAUUGUGGUCUCCAGAUGAAGAAGUUUCUCCAGAAGUACUAGCAAAGGUGCAAGCAAUUAAACUUUUGGUACGCUGGCUGUUGGGUAUGAAAAACAACCAGUCGAAAUCCGCAAAUUCUACGCUCCGGUUAUUAUCAGCUAUGCUUGUCAGUGAAGGAGACUUGACAGAACAGAAGCGAAUCAGUAAAUCAGAUAUGUCUCGACUGCGGUUAGCUGCUGGUAGUGCAAUAAUGAAGCUUGCACAGGAACCCUGUUACCAUGAAAUAAUUACCCCAGAACAGUUCCAGCUCUGUGCACUUGUCAUUAAUGAUGAGUGCUACCAAGUGAGGCAGAUAUUUGCCCAGAAACUGCAUAAGGCACUUGUGAAAUUACUGCUCCCUUUGGAAUAUAUGGCAAUCUUUGCUUUGUGUGCCAAAGACCCUGUGAAAGAGAGAAGAGCACAUGCCAGACAGUGCUUGCUCAAAAACAUCAGUAUACGAAGAGAAUAUAUUAAGCAGAAUCCUAUGGCUAACGAAAAAUUGCUAUCCUUGCUGCCUGAAUAUGUGGUACCAUAUAUGAUUCACUUACUGGCACAUGAUCCGGAUUUCACAAAACCUCAGGAUGUUGAUCAGCUUCGUGAUGUCAAAGAGUGCCUGUGGUUCAUGCUUGAAGUUUUAAUGACAAAGAAUGAGAACAAUAGCCAUGCCUUCAUGAAAAAGAUGGCAGAAAACAUCAAGCUUACCCGAGAUGCUCAGUCUCCUGAUGAGCCAAAGGCCAAUGAAAAACUUUAUACAGUAUGUGAUGUAGCACUAUGUGUAAUCAACAGCAAAAGUGCUUUGUGCAAUGCAGAUUCACCGAAGGACCCCGUAUUGCCAACCAAAUUUUUUACACAACCUGAAAAGGAUUUCUGCAAUGACAGGAAUUACAUUUCAGAAGAGAUAAGGGUUCUUCUUUUGACAGGAAAGCCAAAACCAACUGGUGUAUUAGGUACAGUAAACAAACCAUUAUCUGCAACUGGAAGGAGACCGUAUAUUAGAACUACAGGAUCAGAGACUGGAAGCAAUAUCAGUGUAAACUCUGAGCUGAGCUCUUCUGCAGGAAACAGAUCAAGGGAACAAAGUUCGGAUAUAUCAGAAACCGGGGUCAGUGAAAAUGAUGAAAAUCCAGUGAGGAUUAUUUCAGUCACACCAGCAAAGACAGAACCUGUGAAAAACAAGGAGAUUAAUUCUGAUCAGGCUACACAAGGCAACAGCACUGAACGUGGGAAAAAAAGAACAGCAACAGCAUCGGGAACCGAGAAUAUUCAUCAAAAACCAGAAGAAAAAAAUGUAGAUGAAACAGGACCAUCACUCGCAGCAAAAACCAGGAGAGGGCGUCCACCCAAACCUGAACCUCAGGGUACCACUGCAAAAAAUGAGGAAACAAAUAAACCACCUGUCAGGGGAAGGAAAAGGGCAGCAGUCAGUCAAGAAAGUCCAGGGAGUUUGGAGGCAGGUAACGCCAAAGCACCAAAACAGCAAGACACAGCAAAAAAGCCAGCAGCAGCACAGAGACAAAUUGAUCUACAAAGAAGCCAGGUGCUUGGAAGUGAUGGAGAUUCACUGUUGGAGAUAGACUCAAGUCCAGAAUAUUCCCAAAAUGCAAUGGAUCUUUUUAAGGCCUGUGGGAGCAGCCAGGAAGAUACUGAGGAUACAGAGAUAGCAGAGGGAGGCUUCCUUAAGGUAAAAAGAAAACUCGCUCAAAAAGGGAGGAAAUGAAGGCCAAAUAAAGGCAUGCUCCAAGCUUCUGCAAAAACUAGGAUUCAGAAAUUUCCUAUACAGGAACUGAAAUUACUUCAAAACACACAGCUUUCAGCUCUGAAACCAGAAGGAAAACUAUGCUUCCCUUUCACGUGAAAUUAAUCCUUCUCAAUGGAAAUGUAAAGCAGAAACUCUUGAGAAAGAGGCUAAAAGCAUCUGUACUUAUUUCCCCAGAGACUUUUUUUAUGAAAAGUCAAUAAUUAAGCAAAUUGCUUAACACUUGGUUCCAGUUCCUGCAUUCUGGAGUUUAAAAGUGUAUUUACACCAUUAAUUUUCAUGCUGCAUUUUUUUUUUUAAAGAAAGUCAGAGGAGGUCCUUACACUGACACUGAAAAUUCGUGAUCCUAGAGCCAGGUAUUCCCAGUUUCACAGAAAAAGUAGAAGUCUACUGAAUGGAUUUUAAACAAGACUAGAGGAAAAAAAAAAUCACAAAAAAAUUUUUUUGCUUUACUUUUGGAGACUGUUUUAUGUAUAAUUCUUUCUGCCUGCCUACUUUUCUGCAAAAAUAAGAUGUACAGAUUUUAGUUCCCUGCUAUGAAAAGUCAUGUGGUGGCAAUUUUAUAAAUGUUGCUUUCUGAUUUUUAUCAGAGUGGGAAAGUAAUCACUUAAAAUUAUUAUUAAUUCGCAAGUAGACAUUUCAUUUUUUAAUUUUUCCCUCCAUUUUAGUUUAAUAUAAUUUGCAAUAAAUGUACAUAUUGAUGUUUGUUUUAUAAAAACAUAUAUCACUUUUAAGUGUUUUUACUCCUGCGGUUCUGUUGGAAUAUUCUAAAUUUUAAAGGAGUAAAGACAGUCCAGCAUUUGAUUUUAUAAUGUUUGUCACCAGAUUUUUAUUAUUGAUGUAAAGAAAAAAAAAUCAAUUUUUAAAAAUAGUUGGACUUUGGCAGCUUUGUAAGGAAAGUUGGAAAUGUUUAGGAUUGCUCUCAAUUUUAAGCAUUGUGCUGAUUGGAAGUAAGUCUGUUUUGCAUUUUGUCUUCCUGUCCAGGCUCAUUUUUUAAUGUUUAUUUUAGACGAUUGUUGCAUCAAUAUUAUGUUUCCUGGCAUUGUUCAGCAUAGAUACAGUGUACACUUUUAUGUACACAUGAUCAUAUUUAAGUUUGUUGCAUAAAAUAAACGCUUCUAGGUGUCAUGUGGCGGUCUUUUUUUAAUUUUUUUAAAAUUUUCUUUCACAGAAAACUACUUGCUAUAUCUGUGCAUGGUCUUGGAUGUUCAUAGUAAUAUUGUAUUGAGCAAAGAAGUUGUAAUGCAGACAGUUACAUAGUUUAAAAGAUAGUUUUUUUAGGUGAAGUGCUUUAUCUUGUAAAGUUGUAUGGGAAGAAGGGGGUCGAUCUGCAGAGCGACAGUGAACAGUUCACUUUGUUUCCCUGUGCUUCGUUGCCCGUUUCUCUUCUGGAAAUUGUUUUGAAAUCCCUUGAUGCGUUGUAGAGGAGCUGGAUACUGUUGACAUUAGUUAAGGAUUACUUGCUCUCCUAAAAUGGAUGGGGCGCGGUUGUGUGCUGUUAAACAAUGACUAAGUCUCUCGUAUCAAGUGUUUCACUGGUGUUAGAGUUAUUUUUCCUCUGUAACAGAGAAAAUCAGACUCUCUUCACAAAGCAGUAUAUGCAACUCACUCUCUAAAGCAAUCUGCGAUGCUUUGACGUGAAGGCUUUGAAAUGCUUUUGACAGAGGGAGACUGGGAGAUUUUUAAAAGCAUUUAAUUACACAUCCAUCAGGGUUUUGAUUUCUAAAACUGAAAUAACUUCACAAGAUGGAUUUGCUGACUGUAAUGCAGUUUCUUCUUAGUGCUCUGGUCAAAUACUUCCCUCGUGCAAAAGUUACAGUAUUUUGGUUUAAACCAAUUUUAAAAUGUUUUCGAAAGAAGUUUUUAGGUGCUACCUAAAAAAGGAACUCUUUUCAAAAUGAGCUCUGGUACCUAGUGGUUGUGCCUCUAACAAUGAUUUGAAAUCUGGACUUGACAAAUUUUGCAGAUAUUCAGAAUUGUUUCCAAAAGCUCUGAUUUUUGUAAAGCAAAUAGUUGUUGGGGUUUGGGUUUGGUUUCUUUUUUUUUUCUUUUUUGGGCUGCUUUUAAUCAGUUCAAAUGUCAAGUUACUCAAGGAAUCAGCAUAGAAUAAUUU